UAGUUGGGGACUUGGGAGCUUGUAGACCAAACUCACGGCCCAACGUGAACCGGACUUUUAAAAACCAAAACCCUAGCCACCGUCUACCCUCUCUUACUGCAUUCCUUUUUCUCUCGCGCCGCUGCUCCUACCUUGUAACCAGGAAAUGAAGAGAAGAAAAGUAACCUAGGAUCUUAUGCUCAUGUAUUGUUUCAGCAAACAAACAAGGACUGCACAAGAUAAUCAAAGAUGAGUCGAGGUACUGCGCCAGGUCCGAAGGGGAAGAAGAAGGGAGUGACAUUUACCAUUGACUGUGCAAAGCCAGUGGAGGAUAAGAUCAUGGAUAUUGCAUCCCUGGAGAAGUUUCUCCAAGAGAGGAUCAAGGUUGGAGGCAAGGCUGGUGCGCUUGGUGACACUGUGACCGUCACUCGUGAGAAGAGCAAGCUAACGGUAACCUCUGACGGUAACUUUUCGAAGAGGUAUCUGAAGUACUUAACAAAGAAGUACCUGAAGAAACACAAUGUGCGGGAUUGGCUUCGCGUGAUAGCUUCCAACAAAGACAGAAAUGUUUAUGAACUUAGGUACUUCAACAUUGCGGAGAAUGAAGGGGAGGAGGAAGAUUGAGAGUCUAAAUUGGCUUUGUCAUUAAGAACUUCAUUCUCCUUGUUUCCAAUUUGCAAACCUUCCUCAUUUUGUUUACUCGCACAUGUUAUGAUGCCCCUUUUUUUCUUAAACACGAUGUGGUUUUAACAAAUUUGUUCCUUGAAUGAAAUUUUUGAAAUAUGCCAACGUUGGAUUGGUUGGUGGGUGAA
Carya illinoinensis is the source of this 791-nucleotide messenger RNA. Its product is annotated as 60S ribosomal protein L22-2. The transcript is spliced from 4 exons. Gene Ontology annotation, biological process: cytoplasmic translation. Gene Ontology annotation, cellular component: ribosome. The coding region runs from base 229 to 603 and encodes 124 amino acids. The record is from RefSeq and is a predicted model, not a curated record. Gene Ontology annotation, molecular function: structural constituent of ribosome; RNA binding. Lineage: Eukaryota; Viridiplantae; Streptophyta; Magnoliopsida; Fagales; Juglandaceae.